Molecule: messenger RNA, 4445 nt
Organism: Chelmon rostratus (copperband butterflyfish)
Lineage: Eukaryota; Metazoa; Chordata; Actinopteri; Chaetodontiformes; Chaetodontidae
Product: alpha-1,6-mannosylglycoprotein 6-beta-N-acetylglucosaminyltransferase A-like
Exons: 19
Coding region: 277-2547 (756 amino acids)
Biological process (GO): protein N-linked glycosylation
Cellular component (GO): Golgi apparatus
Molecular function (GO): alpha-1,6-mannosylglycoprotein 6-beta-N-acetylglucosaminyltransferase activity
Source: RefSeq, a predicted model, not a curated record
GCAGAUUAUUUGCACCUGAGAGAUCCUGCCAGAGCACAGCCUAUAGGCAGGCAGAUGGGAUUAUAUGCACUUAUUACAAAAAUCACACCGAGUGUGUUCAUCUGAUUAUAUUGGAAUGAUUGGCCAAUACGCUUAAGACACGUCAGACACAUUCCUUCACUCAAGUCUCACCACGCAACAUGCAGCCCUGUAUGUGAUACAGAAACUUGGGAUUUAAUGUGAAACUACCUUGCUUUGUUGAACGGUCGACAGCAUCAGGCUGAGCCCAUUUGAACCAUGAGAAAACUGACUCACUCUCAGCGGUGGACUUUGUUUGUGCUCCUGUGCAUCGGCCUCAUGUGGUGCCUCAGUCUGCCUUUGCUCAUCGUGAGCAACUUCGACCAGGGGGCCAUCAUUGUGACCCAUCAACACAAACCGAGGCUGCAUGAGAACAGGCAGAUUGAAACUCUCAGUGCUGAAGACAUAAUGAAGAGAAUUGUCCGGUUUGCCGAUGACCUCCUGAGCGUCGUGGGACACUCUGGCAAUUUCUCACAUCCACCUCUUUUGAAGGACUACAAAGGAGAAUUGAAGGCUCUCCAGAUUAAAACAGAGGCAGAGAAAGAGAAGGAACAAAUGAAGGAUGACAUGAUUAAGGAGCUGCGUUCUGAUAAACUCCAACUGCAGCAAGAGGUGACUCGUUUGGGGGAUCUCCUAAAGCUGCAGAUGGCGACAGAAGAGAAGAAAUGUCAAAAUGUCAAAUCUGAUGAUAAUAUUCAGGAGGAUAAAAAUUGCCCACUGCCACCCAUGGAUGGAUACCCAGAAUGCAGGGGGAAGGUGAAGUGGAUGCAGAAGAUGUGGAAGUCUGACCCUUGCUACAGCAGUCAUGGAGUGGAUGGGUCUCUGUGCUCCUUCCUUUUCUACCUCAGUGAGGUAGAGUCCUGGUGUCCUUUGUAUCCAGGCAGAGUGAUUCCCAAAGCUCCAAAGCAAAAGCUGGAGGUAGUGGAUGAAGAUGCAGUGGUGCGAGAAAGUCUCACAGGCCUGUAUCCAUUGCUGGGAAACAGAGCCCAGUUCCGCUGGAUUCAGCAGAGAAUUAGCAGCAUGGAAACCAUUUGGGUCGAGGCCGGACGCUCUUUCUCAGCCAAAUACAACCUCAAGUGGAAAGCUAAACAUAUCCUGGUGCAUCCUGGAGUGGUAACAGAUGAAUCGGGUGUUCAAAUCGCAAAGUCUGCCUUCAAUGGAGGCCCCCUUGGUGAACUAGUCCAGUGGAGUGACCUCAUUUCCACACUUUACAUCCUGGGUCACCAUCUUUACCUUUCGCCCUCCUUACCUGACCUCAAGCUUUUUCUAGGGAAGAGCGGCUGCCCACAUAAAAACUCAGUGGAACCAAACCUGAUCUAUACAGACAUUAUCGGCCUAAAACAGAUUAAAGCAAUAUUUCCAAAAACCUGGACAGAGUACAAGUGUCUGAUACGUGUGCUGGACUCUUUCGGCACUGAGGCAGACUUCAAUCAUCCAGCGUGGGCCAAAAAGAACAACCUGAAGAGUCCAUUCGGGAGCCUGAACCUGACCCUGAUGCAGUUCAACACCAUGUUUCCUCAUACACCAGACAACACAUUCCUGGGAUUUGUGGUCGAGCGCCCGCUGAGCUCUGAAGAAAGGGAGCGGCUGAAGUCCACCAAAAGACAAAACCAGGCACUUGUGUAUGGCAAGCGUGGCAAGUUUUGGAAGGGUAAAGAAGCUUACCUGGACAUUAUCCAUAAGCAUUUGGAGAUCCACGGGACGGCUGACAACGCCGCUCUGAUUCCACGCUAUGUAAAAAAUCAUGGCAUUGUCAAAGGCACUGAGGUUCAGUCCCUGUUAAGGCAGAGCAAGGUUUUUGUGGGAUUGUCUUUCCCAUAUGAAGGCCCCGCCCCAUUGGAGGCCUUAGCCAAUGGCUGUCCUUUCCUGAACCCCAGGCUACACCCUCCACAGAGUAGGCUGAACUCAGAGUUCUUCGGGGACAAGCCCAACAUCAGAGAGGUGACAUCCCAGAAUCCUUACGUCGAGGCGAUAGGAGAACCCUACGUAUGGACGAUAGAUAUGCACAACUCCACAGACGUGGAGAGAGCUCUCAAUGCUAUCCUCAAUGGGAGUAUUGAGCCCUAUCUUCCCUAUGAGUUCACCUGUGAAGGGAUGCUCCAGAGGGUCAGCAUCCUGAUUGAAAAACAGGACUUCUGCCACGGUACAGGGAGCUGGCCCCCGCUGAGCGUGCUCCAGGUGGUGAAGGCGGAGGUCAGCACUUCCUGUCAACUGGCUUGCCAGAAGGAAGGACUGAUCUGUGAACCUACAUUCUUCCCACAUCUGAACAAUGCCAAGAAUCUUGCCAUCUACGGCAUAGACUGUAACACAUCAGCUUUUUAUGACAAUGCCCUGGUGUUUCCAGCCUUCACCAACAGUACUAAACACUGUCUGCUCCAGGCUGAUCCCCUGCUCUUCAGCUGUGUGAGAUCAGAUAAGUCCUUGACUCGCAUCUGCCCCUGUAGAGACUACAUUAAGGACCAGAUAGCUUUAUGCAAGGCAUGUAUCUAGAAUAAAAACCUAUGUACUUACGCUGCACAAAAGAAAAAUAAAAAGUCAAUAAAGAGUAUUAAUGUGGGUUCUAUCUGAAUGUCCAGACUCACACUCUCAAAGUGAUCCCUCAGAGACUUUAAGUGAGGUUUCUGGCAUCCUUGCAUGACAUCACAUGCUGUUUUCACUGUGAUUAUGUUUGAAAGUAUUUGAAGAUAUACAGUAACUUUAUUCAUUAAUGCACUGUGUACCCUGUCACGGUUGAUGUUUAGCCAUUUAUUUUAACACUGAUGUCAGGUUAAGUAUUUAUUUGCAGACAUUUCACAGUUGCAAACAGCUUUGGCCACUAUGUUGUCAUAUGUGCACAGAUAACAGUUAACAGUUAACUAGUUCUAUUCACUGUGCUCCUACUGGGGAUUUUAGUUUUUUUUCCCUCCCAAUGCAAGGUGGCUCUCUGAUUGGGCUGGAAAGAUUCAAUGAAGCUUGCCUUAUGCAUAACUAAUGGGGGUCUGUGAAGCCCUAAUAAGGAAGGGAUUCAGCCACUGCUUGUCUGUCAGUGACGUUAAAUGUCCAGGGUGUUCCACAGUCUCCUGUGAAUCUGGAAACUAAGCAGAUAAAGGGAAUGGAUUUCCAUUUCCAGCCAACCAUCUCCUCGAGGUGCUCUUAAUGUUCAUCAUUUUGCCUGAGCAGCGAGAGUGCAAGCCUGCGAUGAUGAUGCAAAAGUGAGAAAUUGAAUCAGAUCUGAGAGAAAAUGCUGAAGUGAGAAAUGUUUUGUUGUAUAAAACGUAUUCUUCUUUUAUUCUUGUAUGUCUGCAACACUGAAGUCUGAUGUGUAGUAAAGUUACUGGUAUUCAGCAGCUCUGCACGGAUUUAUGGCACGAAUGCUGGAUGCAAACAGGUAGUGCAAAUGAAAAGUAAAAAGAUCUGCAGGGCUUCACCCCACGUACACAUUUUGUUUACCAGUGCAUGUUCUACACUGCAGCUGGUUGAUGUUUCUUCCUACUGAUGAUUAUAGAAGUAUGAAGAAGAGUUUCCAAGAACAUAAUACUCUAGGGGUUAAGGGAAUAGUUAAUUUGCUUUAUGAUAAGAAGCGAUGAUGCCACUGCCAGGAACCACUUUGCUUAACUUAGCAUAGAGACUUGAUACAGGUGUAAAAAGCUAGCCAGGUUUUGUCUGAUUAUUUCUUGGCACAGUAGCUUCCUGGUUACCAUGAAACCCGUGGAGACCCCAUUCAGAUUUCCAAUAAAAGUUCUGGUAUAUUUUGUUGCUUUUGCAGAGAACCAGGUCAACUGUUGUCCCAUUUCCAGUCUUUGUGCUAAGCUAACUGGCUGUUGGCUGUAGCUUCGUAUUUACUGUACGGACAUGGUGGUGGUAUCAAUCUUCUCAUCUAGAAAGCAAAUAAGCAUAUUUUUCAAAGCUAUUCCUGCAAGGAGAGAAGCACCAUUAUCUUCUAUCUUUUUUUUUAUUAUUAUUAUUAUUAUUAUUAUUAUUAUUAACACUUUAUUCAUAGUAGUAGUAGUAAUAAAUGAUCUCAACGCGAUUAAGUAAUGAAGCCUGCCGCUUAAAGACUUUUCAAACAUGUUGAGUGUGCAAUUAUUGACAUUUCUUUAUUACAAUUUUGUCUAUAUAUUCAAUUUUUUUCACUGUCACUCCCUGAUUAACUUAUUGUAACUCCUUCUUGUAAUCCCUGUAGAAACAGCAUGUAAUGGUUCAGGUUGACACAAAUUAUCUGAAAUCAUUUGGCGCUUGUUCACAUAGAGCUGACUGCCACUGUGCCCACAUUCGAAUGGUUGGAAACUGUUCCAUGACGGUUGUGUGGUUGAAAAGAAAAAAAAAAAAAAGAAGAGCACGUCUCAACAUUGCUGAUGAAUAAGCAGGAUAAAACUUUAUUAAUCAAUAAAACUUUGCUCUUUGACAAA